Daldinia vernicosa is the source of this 783-nucleotide messenger RNA. RefSeq lists its product as uncharacterized. The record is from RefSeq and is a predicted model, not a curated record. Bases 1 to 783 code for a protein of 260 amino acids. Lineage: Eukaryota; Fungi; Ascomycota; Sordariomycetes; Xylariales; Hypoxylaceae. The transcript has 5 exons.
AUGCGCUCUAUAAUCGUGCUUGGCCUUAUGGUCGUAUUGUCCCGCGCCGCACUCCCUAUGUCAUUUGACUGCUCUGACAAUAUGCAAGACGUCUGUGAUAAUAUGUGCUGGGGCGCAUAUUGCACACAUCCGGCCUUUGGCACCAAGCUAGAAUACGACAAUUAUGGCGGCACGGGAGAUCGUGAGGGUAGCGUUGGCAAGCGGCGCACCAACUCGGCCGGAUGCACGCCUAGGCCUAACAGAUGCAGCCCCGAGGCUGGGAAAAAUUGUGACGAAUACCCCUUUGCGAGCACAAGUGAUGCCGAUAAGGGCGGUCAAGUCACAAAAUGCGUUGUUAGCGGCCACAACUCUCGGCAAGGCAACAUCAUCAAAAAUUACGUUUCAGCCAACUGCAACAAACAGAAAUGCAGCUUCACCAUAGGAUUCGGAGAACCGGACACCAAAGGCGUCAAGUACUGCACGGCCCGCAGCGAUCCUUACAACAAGUGUAUUCCCGACGGAACCAUCUGGAAGAACGGCAAGAAGGAUGUGCGUCCGCCCAAGUCCGCCUCGAGGCGUAGCACUGGUAAUGAUAAUACGACGACGUCCUUGCCCGGAGGUCUGUAUCUGAUGAAGUCUGGGAUGAAGGUCGCUUUUGGGGAGGAUUUGGACAUCGGUACUAAGACGAAGCGCGCGGCGCCGAGGAACGCUACGUUUGCGCGGAGAGCGCUGGAGGGCCUUGAGGAUGAGGAUGAUGUCCAUUGGGACUUUCACGAUGAUGAGAUUGUAGCACGUCUUGAAUAA